AUGUCCCCCGAACAGAUCAAAGCAAGCAUUCAUCGCUUCCGCGUCCGACAAACAUCCCCAUCCUCAGCCGCCCUGCGUCGCUCGGCUUCACCUCCCGCCGUGCGCCAUCCUCCACCCUCGACGAAUGCGACAGCGCUGCCGGCACCACCGGAGACCGCCCCCGAUGUCUCAUCCUCCUCAGCAGCGAUAGCAGCAGUCUCGGCGGCCCCAGUCUCAGCUUCAGCUCCAGUCCCAAUCCCAUCUGCGCUUCCAAGUCCGAGCCCGACUGCAGCCACUGCCAAUGUCUCUGCCUCCGUGGCGCUCUCUUCUCUCUCGGCGUCAUCGCCGAAGGCGACCCGCGACAUCCCCGCUUGCGACCGCUGCCGCAGCUUCAAGAAGAAGUGUAGCCGCACUUUCCCCGUAUGCACGCUUUGCGCCAACGCGGGACACAAAUGUUCCUUCUCCACGCCCGCCGCGUCCACCGCGGCCCAGACGCAUCACCUGCGCGCCCGCAUCGAAUGGUUGUCACGCUUCAUCAACGACAACUUUCCCGUUGCGGGUGUCCCGGGCGUGGAAGCUGUGGACACGGGGACGGACCUCACCUCGUUGCUGGGUUCGUCGCCGGCUGCUACUGCUGUAGGGCAGCCGUUGGAGAUUAACCCGACGACUCCGGCGAAUGGAGCCACGCCUGGGUCUAUGAGCGUUGGGAGCAACCGCGGAGAACCAAGAGACACGUUUGCAGUGCAUCAGCAGCCACAUAGUACCUCAGGAUCAAUCAUGUUUGACCAGAGAAGCCUGGCGGUGAAUGUGGACUCGGAAUCGCCGUCAUCGAGAGGCAAUGACCACGUGCGAGCUCUGCUUCAGCCAGCACCUGACCCCGGGAGGAUACUCGGCAUCGAGGGUCUUCGCGACGGAGAAGGCUUCACAUCUUCGAGUUUGCCUAGAGAUGCCAUUGCACGGCGGUUCGUUGACGCAUAUUUCCGGAACGUCAACCGGGCGUAUCCCUUCGUCAACCGGACCAAGGUCCUACGAGAUCUUGAGUCCUUGGGAGAAUCAUCAAAGAGGCGCAGAGAUGCCGACUCGACGUUACUUUACCUCAUCAUGGCUAUCGGAUGCACCACUCUUCAAAGAGCAGGGCAAAUACCCAACGACACAGCAUCCAAAUUCGAUGUGGGGUAUGCAGAUAUCAUUCAAGAGUGUUUGGUAAGAGAAGAUCUUGAAUCAAUUCAAAUCCUGGUUCUGGUGGCAUUGUACUCGCUCUUUGAUCCCAAGGGUAUCUCAACAUGGUCCAUAGCUGGCAUUGUCUCUCGUCAGGCCAUGCUGCUUGGCCUGAGCAGGAGAUCUUCUGAAGACAAGAACCUCUCAGCGAUGGACAUUGAGUUACGCCACCGAUUAUUCUGGAGUAUCUACGUUUUGGACCGGAUGAUGGCCAUCUCGCUCGGGCUUCCGGUAGCACUCAUCGAUGAGAAUGUCGAUGUCCCGCUGCCAGGCCUCACCAUCGAAGAAUUUGCGUCACCUGACCGGCAACACUUUGCGUCUAUCCUACAGACCAAUCGACACGUCAUCCAGCUCAGACAGCUAGAGGACCGAAUCCUGAAACAGAUCCAUACGCGGAAGCAGUCCGAAGUUGCCGCACUCUCACAAGCUGAUAGACGAGCCAUCGCGCAGAACAUCAGGUCCGAGAUAGAGAACUGGUAUAGCAAUGGGUGUCUUGUGUCUCCGCUAGAGCCAGACAAUGUGCCUAUUCAUAACUCAGUGACUUGGCUGAGUGCUAGAUACUAUCAUCUUCUACUCCUUCUCCACUACCCCUGCCACUUCAACUCCUGCGGGUCCAUCGUGUCUGCAGUCGAGUUACUCCGCUUCGCCCAGAAGCAUCUGCAAUCAACAUCAGUCCUUUUGCAACAACGCCAACUCCCUCUGAACCGCGUAACGCUUUGCAGACUGUUUCCAGUAGGCCUGGUGCUGAUUCAUAGCUUCAUUGCCUGCGCCGCAGAAUGCACGUCUUUCUCAGCUAGGGACGAAGUAGCUGUUAUCGUAAGCAUUCUCGAGGCCUUUCCCGAAGGCUGGACGCAAGCCCGACAAGCUGCACACGUCUUCCGUCAAUUCAUGGGCCUCAUCUCUGGCGUGCCGAACAACGGCUACACCACUCUCCACUUCCCCAGCAACGUCUACGGCAACGGCCAGAUGACCUCGUCGAGGGAGUCGUAUCAAGCGAUGGUCCGACCCAUCAUUACCGGGCUUGUCGCGCUGAUGCAGGAGGUUCUCGGCAAAUCGACUUGUUACGCUUUUCAUGAGUUUCCUGACGACUGUGGCGGCCAGCCUUCGGCGCCGGCCGGGUUUAGGGGCCAGACUGCGUUUUCUCCGACCGGUCCGACCCGUUCUUCGGCAGCUGUUGGGAACGACGAAUCUUCUAUGGACUAUGGCUGGGGCUCGCUGGAACUGGGAUUUCUUUGA
Messenger RNA from Colletotrichum spaethianum, 2433 nucleotides. Its product is annotated as protein STB5. Gene Ontology annotation, biological process: positive regulation of transcription by RNA polymerase II; DNA-templated transcription. The transcript has a single exon. The coding region runs from base 1 to 2433 and encodes 810 amino acids. Lineage: Eukaryota; Fungi; Ascomycota; Sordariomycetes; Glomerellales; Glomerellaceae. The record is from RefSeq and is a predicted model, not a curated record. Gene Ontology annotation, molecular function: DNA-binding transcription factor activity, RNA polymerase II-specific; zinc ion binding; sequence-specific DNA binding.